Messenger RNA from Trichosurus vulpecula (common brushtail), 833 nucleotides. RefSeq names its product coiled-coil domain containing 152 (gene CCDC152). The record is from RefSeq and is a predicted model, not a curated record. NCBI's taxonomy places the organism in Eukaryota, Metazoa, Chordata, Mammalia, Diprotodontia, Phalangeridae. The transcript has 8 exons. Bases 1 to 768 code for a protein of 255 amino acids.
AUGGAUGAAACUGGUGAAGCGACUGUGAAAAAAAUAAGCAUGGUGAAUCUUGACAAACUUAUAAAUGACUUCUCACAAAUAGAAAAGCAAAUGUCAGAACUCAGUUCAAAGAACAAUAAAUUAGAUAUUCAGUUGGAAAAGACUAACUCUCUGCUAAAAUUGAUGCAAUCCAAAGAGAACUCCAUUAAAGAAGAAUGUACUGCUUUUCAGAAUGUGAUAAAUGGACUCCAGAAAACCAUUGAAAAUCAAUAUGAUUUGAAAGAUGAAAAUGAGCAGCUGAAGAAAAACAAUGAUAUCCUGAAGGAGAAGUUAAAAUCUCAUGAGCAGGAAUAUAAGCGUCAGAUUGACAAACUUGUGAAGGAAAUUCAAACUAAAGAGGAAGAACACAAGAUGGAAAUAAAGAAAGUUAAUCUGGACAUGCAAAAAAAAUUUGAACUAAAUGAAGAAAAACACAAAGAACUGAUGGAGAAAAAGGAAAUGGAGAUUUCAGAGUUGACCACAAAGUUAAGAACUCAAGAUAUGGAAAAGCAGAAUGAGAUAAUCAAACUACAGAUAGAGCUUAAUGCUCAGCUGGCAAGAGCUCAGACAAAAUCAGCAAAACCAUAUCCUGAUUCCACUGUUUUGCCUCAGAAUAUCUACAGAAGGAAGCUCCAGCAUCUCCAAGAAGAAAAAAACAAGGAAAUUGCCAUUCUUCGUGAUACCAUUCGAGAUUUAGAGCACCGCCUCACCAUCAGCAAGGAUUCUCACCUCAAGCGAAAACGGCCUUGAUCACAACUGUGAGCUUGACUGGCCAAUCAGCCUCUUUACAUACAGUUGGAAUAGGUCAGUAUCAC